UCAUCCGAAUCCACCACCACCACUUUCACCUGUUAUCCGCUCCUCGCCCUCAGAACUAGAACGUCCUCAGCCUCGACAACAACUUUAUCUCUCACCACCGUCGUCCUCCCUUCACUUCCAGGCCAAGUAGCCCAAUAUUAGCCAUCAACGCGCGGUCCACCCCCAUCCAGCCCAUCCUUCUCUACUCUAAAACCUUCGGAAAAGUCUGACCUGGAACGGUUGUUUGGUGAUCAAAAGCUCCAAACUCUGCUUUGUUUCACGCGUCAAUUUAAUUUCUGCAGGAAUCACACAUUUUCUGAAACGGGGGAGAGGAAUGUGGAGAAAGGAAAUUGACGAAAGUAGUGGAUAAGUAAGUAAGGAGAGAAAGUCGUCUUUGUGGUGCAUAGAGUGCGAGAGACACAACGAGUAAACUCAUACUUGGUCCAGAGGGAAAUUAGAAGCACACCGGUGAAAAUACUAUUCUCUAUGCGUUAUAAAACUUGUAAAUUGUUUUUCGAAUGAUCUGAAAGUGAAGGAAGAACGAUCAUUAUUCAAAUCAAGUCCCUUGUACUGGCAGUGCUGCAUCUAGUGUUAAACAAUAACAAAAUAGACUAUAAAACAGAAAUGACAAGUACUUCAAAAUAGCAUGAAAUUACUACAAGAAGUAUCUCACCAAAUAAGAACAAAGAUCGUUCAUCCGUUGAGUAACUGCUUAAACCUGAGUCUGCGAAAGAAACAGAAAGAAAUAUCAAAGGUAGUUCAACAGGAAUGUCAAGUUCUGCAGCCAAAAUAUACAACAAAAGCAGGAGCAUCAUCGCCAACAUCAACAGAUUUCUUCUACUGCAGCCCAACCCAUUCUCUCUGUGGUAGUCGAAGAAAUUCUAAAUCUAACACACAUUUUGCUGUACAACAACCAAUAACUUUUAAUAACUGCCAAAGGAAUUCAUCUACGACACCAACACCAACUGCAUCACCUCUCCCUUUGUUGUCCACCCUGGCUUCUCUCAACGUCAACAAAUCUACCACGACUACUGCCAGCAACACUGCCCCAAGUUCGAGUGGAACGUCCGCACCAAGUGGUUCGAGAACAAUGGCAUCAACUCCUGUCGGAAAUGACGAAGCCCUCUUAGCAAGUGCCCGGGCAUUUAUUCCAUCCUUAACUAACGCCAUGCACAAGGGCCAGGCAGGCCGAAUUAUGGUCAUUGGGGGCAAUGAAGAGUAUACGGGCGCCCCUUAUUUCUCUGGAAUUUCCGCAUUAAAAGUAGGAGCGGAUUUAGCUCAUAUUGUUUGUGUCAAAAAUGCUUCACCUGUGAUCAAGUCAUACAGUCCCGAACUUAUAGUUCAUCCCAUUCUGGAUAGUGAUAACGCCGUAGAGCAGAUAAUGAAUUGGGUUCCACGAAUGCACUGCAUCGUAAUUGGUCCCGGGAUGGGUCGAGAUCCCAAAAUUCUCAAUGUCGUAGCUCAAGUAAUUGAAAAGCUGAAGGAGCUGGAUAAACCCAUGAUCAUUGAUGCUGAUGGACUUUUCCUCGUGACAAGCAAUGUUGAACUUAUUAGAAAUUAUUCAAAGGUUAUAUUGACCCCGAAUUCCAUGGAGUUUUCACGCCUUAUCAGUGCCGUCCUGGGGGAAGAGGUAAAACCAGCUCCCUCUGCUUCAGCUGAAAAAGUUAAAGAACUUGCAAAAGAGCUAGGAUAUGUGACAAUUCUACAUAAAGGAGCAACCGAUGUGGCGUCAAAUGGAAGACUCGUAGUCUGCUGUGCUGGUGGAGGUUCUAACAGAAGAUGUGGAGGUCAAGGGGAUCUUCUUGCUGGAGCCUUGUCCGUCUUAUUCCAUUGGGCGAUUGCAUUUGGCGACAGAGGGGAUGCUCCUGCUCCACCCGAACUUUUGGCUGCAUAUGGUGCUUGUCGACUCACGCGAGAAUGCGCCCGCCUCGCUUACUCCCAGAAUGGGAGGUCCACCACCACGUCAGACUUGGUUCGACUUAUCCAUCAAGCCUUUUCAUUCCUAUUUGGCCCCUGACCUAUCUCCACUUCCACGCCUGCUUUACCCCAUCAUCAUCAAAUGUUGAUGCGAAGACGCCAGCAGCACACCAAACACUAAUAAAAACUUUCGAACAUCAACCGCUCCCACCGUUAUGCAUUAUCCACUUAAUGCUUCAGCUCGCACGCGAUGGAAGGAAGCUCAUUUUAUUUCCGGAGGAGACAUUGGAGAGGAUUGGAAACUCCAGGAAUUGGUUACACACUUUGCCUCACAGCUAAAAGGUGUCAUGUAGUCGUCACUUUAGUCCACUUAACUUAAUACAUGCAACUAAUUUCACCACCUAUACAAAAUGCUACUAUAUUAAUUAACUAUAGAGUUCAAGUUAGACUUAUUAAUGAAUUUCUAUUGUGUGCUUCUACAUGAAUUCUAAUCCAUUCCGUGAAAAAAACGUCUCAUUAUUACAUGUGUUGACGUCAACCCAUGGUUUCUAAAUAGUUCAACAUGAUUUGUUACAUACAAUCUUUAUUAACUUCCACAAAGCCUUCCUUCAUUAUUAUUAAUUCAUGAUGUGUGACUACGGAGAAAGAAGUAAAAAGACUAAAAUUGCUUCAUAAUGGUAAUUAGUCUAAAACGCCGAAGUGGUUAACUGGCUAAUAGCAGAAAAUUAAGAUGUAAGUAAACUUAUGUGAUAACUCUUAUCGUAUCAAAUACAUAUGCCAAGAUAUAUGCGCAUAAAACCCUUGCUUUAUUUCUGCACUUGUGAUUCUGAAAAUUACAACAUUUGCAACUUUAAAAAUACAAUAAUUCUCGUACUUGUAUUUGUUGUGCACUCAUAAAUCGAAACUGUACCGAUGGCACGUCAUAAUGAACACAUUUGUACAUACUUGAUUUACCUCACUGGUCGAACGAAUGUUUAUGCAUGUAAUUAUGCAGGAUCACAUAUGUACGUAUGUAUGUACCAUCUUGUUUAUGAUCAUUUCAGUUUCAACAUAAAAUGUGGAAAAUUAUGCACACAAAACUAAUAUUUCAAUACGUCGUGAUAUUACCUAGACGUCGAUAACAUAUGUAAGGGUCAUUUACGCAAGGGAAAUGAAAUAGAUAGCCAUACAGAUUUGUAUCGCUGGUCCAUAGUUUCACAGCACAUUUUUCAAGUAGGUUCACUAAUAGACUACUAUAUACUUUAGAAUACUUCUAAACUUUUACUUUUACUUCAUACAUGUUAGAUGCAAGUUUCCUAUAAACCGUAUUGCUUUACAUGGGAAACGUAAACCCAUGAAAAUUUAUUGACCCAAAAAUCAAAAUUUGUACAGCCGUCCGAAAAAUUAAUUGGUUUUUAUUUACGACAGUUCUGCCUAGAUAUUGCAACCUUCUCUUUGUCCAAAGAUAAUCAAAUUUUGUGAGUGGGUGUAAGCCACGAUUAUUUAGAUUGGCAAUAAAAUCCCAGUUGACACACUAAAAACCAAUAUCAAGGAGGUCUCUUCACCUUUCUGCCACCCACAAACCCCACCCUCACCUCAGCACGAGGCAAAUUGGAGUGAAAGUCAAGCAAAUUCAAAUUUCAUUUGAUGGUCUCUCUAUCAUGCUCUCUCUCUCUCAGGAUGAGCUGUCGGUUGUAAUAAGCCGUCAUCUCUUUCAUCUCCUUGUUACACUCUUGUCAAAACUGUGAGCAGGGUGAUAGGUAAUAAAGCAUAAAGUUCAGCUCCGGAGUUAUUAUUUUCCAUUUUCUCGUUGAUUCUGAUUAAUGUUGAGCCAUGGUUCGUUGUAUACUGCAUGAAAUAACAAUAUUCGCUUUCUCUGAUGAUUUCUGACACAACAAAGGCACAUUGAUAAAUUAUCAAGUAAAUACAAACUCAUGGUUAAUUUUUAUAUCCGUCCUGAAUCAAUCAUAUAAAAAAUAAGAAUUGAGGAGGAAAAAACGACCGAGGUUGAAAGAAAUGGCGAUAUUGUCUAAUACUGAUGACUUGUGUUAUCGUCAUAAUUGACUGAAUACAGUUAUGAUGAAGGCCCAAUGACAAAUAAUCUGUUCAUUUCUGCGGAUACUAAAUUAUGAGGAUAGACUCGUGAUGGAUCGUCGUUCAGUUUGUACAAAUAAAGAAUAGUAAAUGGAACUAUUUAAGCGUCUGUGGGUGAAAUAUCAAUCAAUAUCGUUUUAAUAAUGAAAUGAUGAAUUGGCAAUUGUGUUUGUUUGCUGUCUAUUAUUUCCCUUUCAUGGAAUUAUUAUAUCGUUAAACUAUUUCGUACAUGUAUGUAUCAUGGGUAAAGUGAGAUACAAGAUACCAGCGAUAUGCAUCCGUAUUUAAUCAUCUUUAUGGUAUUGCUGUUUGCCAAUCUCGACCGAAUAUUGUGCAAUUAUAGUAAGUUUUAUCCUGAGGUCGCUCAGGUUCUCAUGUGCCUCGAUAAAAUAAUGUCAGGCAGGAAGUCACAACGUUUAUCUCGGUUAGGGAAAAGAAGCCAAUGUAAAUAUUACAAUGUAAAUAUUAUCAUUACUUUCUUUCUUUUCAGCAUCCCGAGGUGCAUGAAUACCACAUUCGGAAUGUUUCUCAUUUUCAAACCUAAUGUCCCCAUCCCCUCCCAUGCUUUGAGUUUAGACAGGUCGAGAGAUAUUUACAUACAUAUUUACAUAAAAUAACUUUCUCCCUGAUUUUGGGGAAUCGUUUAUGACUUUACUACAAGUCAAGUCCUGAGAGGAGUAACCUACACCAGGGUUACGCCUACAUGAGAUAUGAGACAAAAUAUUUCUUGGGCUUCACAUUAUAACGUGUAUUUUAUUCCUCUGUAUAUUUUCUGCUGCAGAUAAUGCACACAACGCGAGUAAUAUGUAACAAUAUCGUGGUUAUGUCAUAUAAAUAAUAUACUUUGAGGAUGGGAGUUUCAGUCUCAAUUUUUAGUUUGUGUCAGGGAUUAUUUAUUUGCCUUCGUUGUUGUAAACUUUUCCUAACGAAAUAGCUAAGGACGAGAAAAGUUUUCCUCUUUAAUACAAGUGACAAGUAUAUAAAAUUUGGGGUAUGUGGAUAUAAAAGAAAAUUAAUUCUUUAAAUGUCAUUUCUUCAGGAAGAAGUGAUUGGAAGAUCUCCAAGCAAAGUUGGACAGGCAUAUAAAUACUUCUGUAUUGUAUAGUCUCGCUCAUUAUUCUAAAUUAGAGGAAGCGGUAUUAAGAUUAUAUCUGGACGCAUCCCCAAAAUAAGCACUGCACAUUAUAAAUGAGUUGGAACUUUGGAGUGGAAUAUAACAGGAGGAGGUCGGAAUUAUUGGACGGAACCGCUUUGUCAUCCGUCAAUCUUGUCUUAACGAAAGUGGCCAUGACGACCAAAAAGGAGACAUCAAAUAAAUAUUGAUUCAUCCAACUCUUGUGUUUCUCCUGUGUGACAAAAUGAUGAAAAUGGAAACCACGUCAUAACUUAUUCACCUACUUCUAGUUUCGAGCUCAGCCCUAUUCACUAAUAGGGUUAACCUGUGCCCACAUCAUUUCCAAUUGAAUGCUCCCAAUUCCCAUCGAGUUGAGCCAUCGUGGUUCUUCUCCCAGCCAACUCUAGCUCGUGGGAGAGACAAGAGAAGUAAGAGUAUCAGAGGUGAAAGGUGGGGUGGCAGGUUAUGUGGUCAGUUGGUCUUGGGAGUGGAGUAUGACAGUCAUAAUAAUAGAGAUUCCUUCAUGCCAAACUAUACACAACUUGAAAUCUAUAAUGGGUCACACUCCUUUCUCCUUGACUUUCACUUGACAGCCAUAAAUUCCUAACGUCCUGUCUUUUCCCCAGACUCGACCCUCGCGUCAUACUCUGGUCUUGUGAUUAGUCCAUCCUUGCAGGACAACACCGCUGGCACCAUCACAUCCAUAAAGCCCUACCCAAAGUUUUGCUGGUCAUUCCAUUAGCUCUUUUCGGCUCAGUUGGAACCCAAUUUUACCCGUACGGGUACGGAAAUGCUAUCCAGAAACCACAACCCUGUAAUUUAUUAGUCUGUCGGUGGUUCCUGUUGUCGUGUGAUCAUUGGUUCCAUGUCGUUUGGAAGGCUGCAAAAAGGAUUGUUUAUGCUAAAAUACGAUUUACCACAAUUAAUUUGCAUAACAGCACGCCAUAUUUUCAUUUCUCAACACUACGAAUCUGUGCUAUGUAGUGGUAAUAUCAGCCAAAUUUCUUGUGUGACACAUCACACGUGUGGUUCUCAAUGUAAUAUAUUUUUGUUUGCAUUGUUCUUGUUCUGCUUUUGCAUAUGUCACAUUUAACUUACAACGCAUGUUUUACAAGAUUCUGAGAUAUUUCCGUUAAUAUGUAUGUCAUUUCUGGUUGGUGACACAAUUUCUUGACACAUCGCAAGAUUUCAGAUUUUGAAAAAUAUUGCAAUUUAAUUUCCUGACAAACAAAAAUAUGGGAGAUUGAGAUAGAAUAGUAAUUACGAUAUGAGGAGAGGAAGAAAUGCAAUUUAUGUAUAAAUGUAUAUUAGGCCUAGAUUUCUUAUCUCCAUUUUAAGACUGGGUUUAUGGCUAUCUUAUUUAUUUCUGGAACAGUGUGUGUAGUACAAUGUAAUUUAACGUAAUGUAAUUUGCGACGUUUGGUGCAAUUUUCUCAUUCCUUGAAAUCCUUCAUCCGCGUUUUGGAUUUCCCUUUCCAUUCUUUCUCCCCUCAUCAUCCAUUCCCUGGAAGACUAAUAGCAGCAAGACUUGGCCGAAUUAGUGACACGUAAAUCAUUUAGAAUGGAAUGCAAAUUUCGAGGUUUUACUGUCAGGUCUGGCUUAUCACUUUCACAGCCGAGCGAAUAGAACCGUCGCCCAUGUCAUAAUUACCUUAUUUCUCUUAUUAAUUUAAUCUCAAAUCCAGUUUUAUACACAGCAAGCAUUUCAUAGCAUUUCAUAGCAUGUAUCCCGUAUUGUGUGAAAUUUAAUAAUAAUAUUUAAAUUGGCAUAAAUAUGUACGUAUCGUUUACCUCAUCUCUUGGCAAUAUUUUAAGUACAUUAUUUUCCUUCGUUGGAAUUGCAAUUUGAAAUAUUGAUCAUUAUUAUUAAAAUUAUUUGCGUUUUUUGUGACUAUAGUAGAAAAACCUUAUUCAGGGCUAGACAUCAAUGAAAUAUCCUGCAAAGCAAAUGUGUAUCAGCAAAGUAAUCUACCAUAUAUGCAUACAUAAAUAUGUACAUGCAUACAUACGUACAUGCAAAAGCUUGAUUCACGGUUACACAAAUAUGAUAAUCAAAAUUACAAAAAAUAAUUUAAGGAAUCAUAUAAAUUAAGAUUGAACAGUUUGAAGGUUUGGGAAAAUUUGCGCUAAUUCACCGUCCAAUCCGAAUCCAGUAUUUAUCGAUAGCUCGUAUUGAACUCAAUUGAAUUCGUUCACACAUGCAAACUAAAACUGUGUAACGUAAAAAGUAUGACGUGUUUCCUGAUUGGAUAGAAUUUUAGACAAAGGUUAGACAAAUCUAAAAAGUGUCAUAAAAUUAGAUUAAGUUUCCUGAGUAUUGUAUUCUUCGAAGAACUUUUUAUGGCUGACGGUUCUCUUUGUGGUAGAGUUUUUAUUGUAUGUUCAUAUAAAUGUACAUAUAUUAGCGUGUAUUAAAUAUUAAAUAGUAAUUAGCAAUUACAUUUGUAUGGUGAACUCUGAGAGUUUUGUGUCCGUAAUAAAA
This is a messenger RNA of Folsomia candida, 7565 nucleotides long. It is a transcript of the gene Naxd, whose product is annotated as ATP-dependent (S)-NAD(P)H-hydrate dehydratase. Gene Ontology annotation, biological process: metabolite repair. The transcript is spliced from 4 exons. The record is from RefSeq and is a predicted model, not a curated record. Gene Ontology annotation, molecular function: ATP-dependent NAD(P)H-hydrate dehydratase activity. The coding region runs from base 626 to 1996 and encodes 456 amino acids. Lineage: Eukaryota; Metazoa; Arthropoda; Collembola; Entomobryomorpha; Isotomidae.